CGUGGAGUAGUAUUUUUGGUUGGUUAGUUUGUGUUUGUACCUGUUGGUUUAAGGGUGGGGAAUGAGACGAUCGUAUAAAUGUGUCGUGGUAAUUUGAGGGAAAACGACUACCUGUCAGCCAAUCGGGUGAAGCGAUCGCGAGCUUUGGAGUCGACGAAGCGAGCGGGAAAUUUUGAAAAGGGACGGUUCGCGUCGGUUUGCUACAUACAUAAACAAUAUAUUUCAGGGGCAGUGAGCGAACGGUUCACAUUUUCUUUUCACUGACACACGCAGAAGUUGUAGUAUUUGAACUCUAAGUUUAUACACACACAUAAUAAACAUAUAUGUAUAUAUAUUCAUUGAUAUGAAAUAAUAUUUGUGACGGAAUAAUUUUAAUGUGCAAAAUAAUAAAAAGGCGGCGCGCACAAGUCUGUAUUCUCUUCGUUUGAACAAGUCAGAGUGAGAAGUGUUUGUAAAAAUUUGUUCGCAUCAAUCAGCCGUUAAGAUAAUCUUACAAUAGUAAUUAAUUAAUCGGUACGAUUACUAUUAAGUAAGUACAAUUAUGAAAGUGAUUACCGCGUUUCUUUUACUCUUGGUGCCGGGAAAUCACACAAAGCCCCUCAGGGUUUCUCUCCAGCAGUUCUUGCAGCCAAGAAACUACGGUAAUGUGAAUGACAACAGUCUGUACGACCCAGUUUUUCCCUUAUCGAAGCCUGUAAACGAUGAGAGUAAUCCGUACAACUUGGAUGAUUUUCUUAGGAAUAUGCCGCCAGCAUUGAAGGAUACAUAUUUAAUCAAGCUAAAAGAAACACAACUUUCCUUACAGGACAUGUCGGAAAAUUUCCGAAACGUUGGGGAUUCCAAGAGGCUUCAAAGGAAGGCAUUUUCUAAGAAGGAUAAGCGAUAUGUUAACUCUAGUAAACGUAUCUUACAAAACAAUGGUCGGGCUAAUGAGGAAAGAAAUCUCACGCUUUGUCACUUCAAAAUAUGCAAUAUGGGACGAAAAAGGACCACGCAACUCCUUCAUGUCGUCAGCGAAGACAAAGAGGGCUGAACAAGGAUAAUAGGCAUCCUAGAGAAAACAAAAACAACAACACGAAAGACUUCUGUUAUCUAUACUAAAAAUGACUUUCUAGUAUUAUUAAUGUUAUUGUUAUUUAUUUUUUUUUUUAAUGGAGAAAUAAUGGAACAAGGUUAUUUUAGUUUUUAACAAAUAAUCGACUGUAGAUCAUGGAUUUAAUUCCGGUUAAAGGAAAGGUACGAAAACAUGGAAGGAUCAAACAAAUUCUAUAUUUUGAAAUUUCAACCUAACCUAACCUAACCUCAUUGAAUCGCGACCUAACCUAACUUUAAUUAAUCCCAACCUAACCACUUCAUUCGUGUUGUCGUAACUGUGCACUCUCUUUGGUUUAUACGGAUAAACUAAAGCUAGUCUAACCCUAUACCAAUCUAUGUAUCAAAUUUAAUUGUAGACAAUAAUUGUCACAACAUUUAAGGGCAACUCAAUAAGCAACGUUCAAAUUUCCAAUUUAAACUCGAUAUUUUGGAUUGCAAGUCGAAAUUUCCAGUUGCGAGUCGCAAUUUCGAGUUGCAAGUCGAAAUUAAAAAAAAAAAAUAUGUUUGGUUCUUCUAUGCCUUCUUAAAAAGGAAUUCAUUAUUGCUCUUAUAUAUAUAAAAUAUGAUUUUUAUACAAUCGGUUAUUCAAAAAAUUACUUUUAACUUUGACAUAGACAACUUUGGACUGUUUCCAUUUUAAAACGAGUGGUUUUAAAGCCUUAUUUAAGGAGAAUGAUAAAAUAUUUUGAAGCAGAUACAUUUUCACAAAAACUAUUACGAUGUCAUUUUCAUAUUUUCACAUAUUUCAUUUAAUUUCUUUUUAAUGCAAUUUUAAUUAAUUAUAAAGUGCAUUUAAUCUGUGCAUCAACCUGUUCGCGUCUCAAUAAAAGGCAGUAUUUAUUUGAUUUUAUGAUAGAUUAAAAAGUUAAACAUGUCAAAGCUUUUUGGGUGAAAAUUUUAUCUUUUCGUUCAUUUAUUAUUGCGAUUGUUCAAUCACAAAUAAAUAGUA
Messenger RNA from Agrilus planipennis (emerald ash borer), 2044 nucleotides. RefSeq lists its product as uncharacterized. The coding region runs from base 542 to 1033 and encodes 163 amino acids. The record is from RefSeq and is a predicted model, not a curated record. Lineage: Eukaryota; Metazoa; Arthropoda; Insecta; Coleoptera; Buprestidae. The transcript has 4 exons.